CCAGAACUUUUGGUGCUGUUUUAUUUUGUGUUUCUGGGUUUGUCCGAACUUUUCCAGAAGUUUUUGUCCCUUUUUGUGGAAUUUCAGAUCAGUUUUUUUUUUUUAUUUCUAGGGAUUUCCCAGUCUGGUUCUGGUUCUAGGGAUUCUGGACCGGUUCGUUGCUGCACCUGAAUGGAAUGUGAUUGUGGGUUUAAAAGUUGCGCCGAAUAGAACUUCAACCAGAACCGGCAUCACCUCCCAGAGGAUCUGAACAGAACCAAUAUUUGGAGAUCCAGAAAUGUUGGUUCUGCUUCUCCUGGUUCUGGACCUGCUGUCCUGCAGAGCGGCGCCUCCGGUCCACUCCCUCCCAGACCCGCUCCUGGACUACGACCCGCUGGACGAGGAGCUGGACGCACGGAGGCGCAGCGGGAACAGAACCGGCACCGGUACCGGUGGGAUCAGGGAAUGCGGACCUUGCGACCCGGAGCUGUGCCCGGAGACGCGCGGCUGCCGGGCCGGACUGGUUCUGGACUCCUGCGGCUGCUGUCAGGAGUGCGGGAACCUGGAGGGCCAGGCCUGCGACCCGGGGCCCCGGAGCGAGUUCUACGGGCUGUGCGGAACCGGGCUGCGGUGCCGGGCGGACCCGCGGCCCGGUGCGGCAGGAGAGGAGGAAGAGGAGGUGUGUGUUUGUGAGCAGCAGGAGGCGCUGUGCGGUACCGACGGAACCACCUACAUGAACAUGUGUCAGUUCAAAGAGGCCGCCUUUUCCGACCCGAACCUCCGAACCGCAGGGAGGGGCCCCUGCAGUACAGUCCCUGUGAUCAAGGUGCCCCCUCAGAACCAGGUGAACGGGACCGGCAGCAGCCUGCUCUUCCUCUGUGAAGUCUUUGCGUUCCCCAUGGCGCUGGUGGAGUGGAGGAAGGACGGACGGGACGUCAUCCUACCUGGAGACGACCCUCACAUCUCUGUCCAGUCCAGGGGGGGUCCUCUGAAGUUUGAGCUCUCCAGUUGGCUGCAGAUCGAAGGGGCGAAGCCAGGUGACUCAGGAACCUAUCAGUGCACAGCGCGGAACCACCUGGGAUCAGUGUCUGCCUCCGCUGUGCUGGGAGUACUGGGAGCAGAGGAGCUGUCGUCCUACCUGUCCAGCAGAGUGUCUGGGAAGAAGCAGCUGAUGGACGACUAUGACCAGGACUACCUCUGACUAUUGUGUGAUGUCACUUCCUGUCAGCAGUCGCCAGUAAAGGCGUGAUGUUGGGCUUUUAUUUUGGUGGGGCAGCAGGAUGCAGCUGUAUCUGAGCUCAUCAAGGUGUGGCAGGUUUCCUCUGAGGGUGUUACUCACCUGCAAGGAUGCAGGUUCUGAGUUUCCUGAUGAAGUUCAGCUUUUCACAAUAAAAGCCCAAACCGAGCGUCUGAUUGUUAGAUGGAAACACUUCCUUGGAAACACUUCCUGUUUCUGGGACGACUCCACUUCAUCCAGGUUGUUCCAUCUUCCAAUCAGGACUCAGAGGAAUUUUCCCAUCAUGCUUCAUGGCGAGGCGGAGCUCAGAUGCUGCUGCUGAGGGUCGUUAGCUCUGGGUUUGUUAGACGAAGGAGGUGGACCAUCAGAGGACGCUCUGUUGAAAUCUUUUCUCCUAUAAUAAACUCUGUGACAUUAAUCCA
Messenger RNA from Fundulus heteroclitus (mummichog), 1638 nucleotides. It is a transcript of the gene kazald3, whose product is annotated as Kazal-type serine peptidase inhibitor domain 3. Gene Ontology annotation, biological process: regulation of signal transduction; regulation of cell growth. Gene Ontology annotation, molecular function: insulin-like growth factor binding. Gene Ontology annotation, cellular component: extracellular region. The transcript has 4 exons. NCBI's taxonomy places the organism in Eukaryota, Metazoa, Chordata, Actinopteri, Cyprinodontiformes, Fundulidae. Bases 278 to 1180 code for a protein of 300 amino acids. The record is from RefSeq and is a predicted model, not a curated record.